AUGCCACUUCCAACAAUCGACCCGCCUCUGCUUAACAGCGCCAAUCCAUGGUGCAGCACGCGAGAAGAUCUCGAAGCACUGUACGCAUGCCCACACACGGGUGCCGUAACGACAAGAACCAGUUUGCUGCUCGGCUUCCCACACGACCCGUCCAUUCACCAGCAUGCUUUCUUCUCCACGCAAUCGCAGACGGCUACCACGGCGCCAGACUACACCAUCAGCGGGAAAGAGUACCCAGCAAGUCUCAACACACUUGGCUACUCGCCCACACCCAUAGAUACCUAUCUCACCUGGAUCGAGCACAUCGUUGAUGCUUCUCCGCACAAAAGACGCAAGCCAUUUAUCGUCUCCGUCACAGGCUCGCCCAAAGAGGUUGCAGAGUGUUAUAGCCGAGUCGCCGCACUCGCUGCCCGGAUCCCGAUACCCCUCGCUGUCGAAGUAAAUCUCAGCUGCCCGAAUAUUGCGAACAAACCGCCACCAGCAUAUUCUGGUUCUGCUCUGAAAGAAUACCUUGAUGCGUUGAGGGACAUACCGCGGACAGUGUCAUUGGGGCUCAAGACACCGCCGUACACAUAUGCCGGUCAAUUCAAGACAUUGAUAGACACUCUACGUGAGAAUGGGCCAUCACCAAUCGAUUUUAUAACUGCUACAAACACGCUGGGCUCCUGUCUUGUACUGGGACCUGAGCAGAAUCGACCUUUACUUCCAUCAGCGGCAGGCACAGGAAUCGGAGGACUUGCAGGUGAGCCCUUGCAUCCACUAGCUCUCGGAAACGUCUCCACGCUACGCCAGUUGCUUGAUGAGCAUGUCGAGCUACGCGAUAUUGAUAUCAUCGGUGUUGGUGGAGUCAGUGAUGCUGCCGGACUAUCACGUAUGCAAGCUGUGGGAGCCAAAGUCGUAGCCGUAGGCACAGCUCUGGGCAGAGAAGGCCUACCAGUGUUUGCUAAAAUCCUGCACGGUACGAAGACUUCGAAGCUAUGA
Aureobasidium musti is the source of this 981-nucleotide messenger RNA. The record is from the annotation of a GenBank genome assembly. NCBI's taxonomy places the organism in Eukaryota, Fungi, Ascomycota, Dothideomycetes, Dothideales, Saccotheciaceae.